GGUUAAUAGCUUAUUGCUCUUGCUUUAAAUUUUGAGAGAACUUGAUCCAUCAUCUUCAUCAUGCUGCUGCUUCUUCAUGUGCUGAUGCUGUCGCUUCUCUCCGGUGGUUCAGCCAAAGUUGUGAAGGAUUUUGAGAAAGAAUGUGGUCAAUUUUUUGCAAAUGGAAAAUCACCAACACGAUUUCCUGAUCCACAAUACAGGCAGAUCUGCCAAACUCUAAAUGAUGAGGUUUAUUAUGCCACAUUCUAUAACACUAGCAACAGGAUCCCCGUGUACUCAGCCUACAAGUUUGAAGGGAUAAAGAACUGCACAAGAAUAGUCAAGUGGUACAUUGAACCUCAACUUGACGACAAUAAUGCAUCACCAAACAUGAAACUAGAGAAAGAUGUAAAAAUACAAGGACUUGGAGACCAUCAAGCUAUCAAUGAAGACUAUAAGAAUUCUAAAUAUGAAAGAGGUCAUCUGGAGCCAGUCUUCCAGGCACAGUCACAGGGCUGUGCUGAUGCCACCUUCACUCUCACCAAUGCUGCUCCACAAAACUCCUCUUUUAACCGAGGUCAGUGGAGGGUACUAGAAAGAAACAUUGCAAAAAAUCUGUCCAAUCAAUGUCCACCGAAUAUGUAUUCUUUUUACAUUGUGACAGGGGUGGUACCAGGUACUAAAAUCAUAAACAAUAGAGUUAAAGUGCCUAGUCAUUUCUGGACUGCAUACUGCUGCUUAGACAACAAUAAGAAACCUCAUUUCUCAGGAGGAUUUAUUGGAGUGAAUGAGAACUUUCCUCCUGAAGAAAAGACUGUGAAGGAUUUAGAGACAGAGUUGGCAAAGCUUUAUAAAGUUGAAUCUUUUGAAGUGUUCAAUUACUCUACAGAACCCCCAGCAAAGAAACGAAAAUGA
Cyprinus carpio (common carp) is the source of this 894-nucleotide messenger RNA. RefSeq names its product endonuclease domain-containing 1 protein-like. The record is from RefSeq and is a predicted model, not a curated record. Gene Ontology annotation, molecular function: metal ion binding; nucleic acid binding; hydrolase activity. The transcript has 3 exons. Bases 61 to 894 code for a protein of 277 amino acids. Lineage: Eukaryota; Metazoa; Chordata; Actinopteri; Cypriniformes; Cyprinidae.